Messenger RNA from Lepisosteus oculatus (spotted gar), 2651 nucleotides. It is a transcript of the gene kif3a, whose product is annotated as kinesin family member 3A. Gene Ontology annotation, cellular component: microtubule associated complex. The record is from RefSeq and is a predicted model, not a curated record. Lineage: Eukaryota; Metazoa; Chordata; Actinopteri; Semionotiformes; Lepisosteidae. Gene Ontology annotation, biological process: microtubule-based movement; spindle elongation; mitotic spindle organization. Gene Ontology annotation, molecular function: microtubule binding; ATP binding; microtubule motor activity.
UUGAUUGGUUGGCUUGGGGAGAUUUCUACUUCCAAAUGGACAAUUUUUAUGUCAGUCCUUCCUAUUCCCUACAACAGUUGGAAAAGGGAAACUGCACAUGCUCAGUAAUUCCGUGAGGAGAAAAAAAAUGCCUAUCACCUAAGUGAGCGCUGUGACUCUGCCUUCGGUGUUUUUAAUUUUUAAAAAAUCAGAUCGGUACUUAGGCCUGUUUCGUUUAAACGACGAAUGCAAGAACAUCCUAUCGUCUGCCUGGAGACAAUUCUCGUAUUUUGAGAAAAUGCCGAGUAACAAGCUGGACAGAUCUGAGAAAUCGGAGGUCAGUGAUAAUGUCAAGGUGGUGGUGCGAUGUCGACCAAUCAACCAGAAAGAGAGAAUGAUGGGUCACAAGCAGGCUGUCACCGUGGAUGAGAUCCGUGGGACCAUAACUGUCAAUAAAAUCGAUUCUCCCAACGAACCUCCCAAAACCUUCACUUUUGACACCGUGUUUGGACCUGAAAGCAAGCAGCUUGACGUGUAUAACUUAACCGCUCGGCCCAUAGUCGAUUCAGUGUUAGAAGGAUACAAUGGUACAAUAUUUGCCUAUGGGCAGACUGGAACUGGAAAGACCUUCACGAUGGAAGGUGUGAGAGCAGUGCCUGAGCUCAGAGGAAUCAUACCAAAUUCUUUCGCCCAUGUUUUUGGCCACAUUGCCAAAGCAGAAGGUGACACUAGGUUCCUGGUUAGAGUAUCCUAUCUGGAAAUUUACAAUGAAGAAGUGAAAGACCUGCUAGGAAAAGAUCAGAAUCAGAGACUGGAGGUCAAGGAGAGGCCAGAUGUUGGGGUGUACAUUAAGGAUUUGUCUGGAUAUGUAGUAAACAACGCGGAUGAUAUGGACAGGAUUAUGACACUAGGACAUAAGAACCGUUCUGUUGGAGCCACCAAUAUGAACGAGCACAGCUCUCGUUCCCAUGCCAUUUUUACAAUCACAAUUGAGUGCAGUGAGAAGGGAAUUGAUGGAAACCAACAUGUGAGGAUGGGAAAGCUACACCUUGUGGAUCUCGCUGGGUCAGAGAGACAAGGAAAAACUGGAGCUACAGGGCAGCGCCUAAAAGAGGCCACAAAAAUCAACCUGUCCCUUUCCACUCUGGGCAAUGUUAUCUCUGCAUUAGUGGAUGGCAAGAGUACCCAUGUGCCCUACAGGAACUCGAAACUCACCCGUCUGCUUCAAGACUCUCUGGGUGGAAACUCAAAGACCAUGAUGUGUGCAAACAUUGGACCAGCUGACUAUAAUUAUGAUGAGACCAUCAGCACUCUUCGAUAUGCUAACCGUGCCAAGAACAUCAAGAAUAAAGCCAGAAUCAAUGAGGAUCCUAAGGAUGCCUUGUUGCGCCAGUUCCAAAAAGAGAUUGAAGACCUCAAGAAAAAACUGGAAGAAGGGGAAGAGAUUUCCGGUUCUGAAGGCAGCGGGUCAGACGAAAUGGAAGAUGAAGACGGAGAAGUAGGGGAGGGGGGAGAGAAAAGAAGGAAGCGGAGAGGCAGUAGCAGCAGCAGUAGCUCAGACUCCGCCUGUUCUGUUAUACAGAACUCUCUGCAGAAAUCCCAUACUAACCAAACAGGAAAAAAGAAGGUCUCUCCUGAUAAGAUGGUAGAGAUGCAAGCCAAGAUUGAGGAGGAAAAAAAGGCUCUUGAAGCCAAACUGGACAUGGAGGAGGAAGAGAGGAACAAGGCCAGAGCCGAGCUGGAGAAAAGAGAAAAAGACCUAUUGAAAGCCCAGCAAGAGCAUCACCUCCUAUUGGAGAAGCUUUCUGCUCUGGAGAAGAAGGUGAUAGUUGGGGGAGUAGAUCUUCUGGCUAAAGCAGAAGAACAGGAAAAGCUGCUGGAAGAGUCCAACAAUGAACUGGAAGAGAGACGGAAAAGAGCUGAGCAGCUGCGCAGAGAGCUGGAGGAAAAAGAGCAAGAACGCCUUGAUAUUGAAGAGAAGUACACAAGCUUACAAGAAGAAGCUCAAGGAAAGACGAAGAAAUUGAAGAAAGUUUGGACAAUGUUGAUGGCUGCCAAGUCAGAAAUGGCUGACCUACAGCAGGAGCACCAAAGGGAAAUAGAGGGACUGUUGGAAAAUAUCAGACAACUUAGCCGUGAACUUCGUCUGCAGAUGCUGAUUAUUGACAACUUCAUUCCCCAAGAUUAUCAGGAGAUGAUUGAAAACUAUGUGCACUGGAAUGAGGAUAUUGGGGAAUGGCAAUUGAAAUGUGUUGCCUACACCGGGAAUAAUAUGAGAAAACAAACGCCUUUACCAGACAAAAAAGAAAAAGAUCCAUUCGAGGUUGACCUGUCCCAUGUGUAUUUGGCUUACACCGAAGAAAGCCUGAGACAGUCUUUGAUGAAACUGGAGAGACCCAGAACUUCAAAAAGUGGAAGGUCACGCCCUAAGACUGGCAGGAGGAAAAGAUCUUCAAAACCUGAAGCUGCAAUUGAUUCUCUUCUGCAAUAAAGGCAGCAGAAAUGGGGUGAUGAAAUCCACAACACUACAAUGCAGAAUGUUUCAAAAGGAAGAGUGAAUGGUUUUAAGUACCUUGACAGUAUUCUAUAGAAAUGAAAGGUGUGUUACAUUGUUGGACAAUAAAAAAAAAAAUCUUACCCAUUAAGGUGACCAGUGAAUAUUUCUAAAAUAA